Molecule: messenger RNA, 5759 nt
Organism: Episyrphus balteatus (marmalade hoverfly)
Lineage: Eukaryota; Metazoa; Arthropoda; Insecta; Diptera; Syrphidae
Product: homeotic protein spalt-major
Exons: 5
Coding region: 1281-5564 (1427 amino acids)
Biological process (GO): regulation of transcription by RNA polymerase II
Cellular component (GO): nucleus
Molecular function (GO): RNA polymerase II cis-regulatory region sequence-specific DNA binding; DNA-binding transcription factor activity, RNA polymerase II-specific
Source: RefSeq, a predicted model, not a curated record
AAUUGAAUGAAUAUUUGUAUAAGAAUGAAAGAGAAGAAAAAUUUGAAAUGAGAAAAAUAGGAAAAAAAAGGUGAACGAAAAUUGAGUGAUUUUUCCUGUUGUCGCACUGUUGUUGUGUCAGUGCUAUUUUGACGCGCGUUCCGAACAUAUCCAUAUCACGGAAGGUACCGCGGUCGCUCAUAUUUAUUAUAUAUCGCCAAAUCACAGCCGAAUAAAAAUUCGUAAAAAUAUACAAAAAAGGAAAAAGAGUUACGUGUUAUUUGGAGAUACAAAAGCAGCAAAGAGAUACAAUAUCGUGUGUUUUUUUUAUUUUGUUUUGUGGGGGAUUUUUUGAAGGAAAUUUUUUUUCGAAGAGUGUCUAAUAUGAUAAAUGUGUAACUGUCCUCCGGUCAGUUUUUGAGACCAUAACGUGACGUUUUUGUUGCCCGUAAUAACUCAAAUACAAAAAUGUAUACACACAUGCACAUAUUCUUAUAUUGAUACACAACAAACGGCAAAUAAGAGUUACGAUACGAUACCGAUAAGAACGUGGGGAGGGGUAGGCGCGCAUAACAGACUACAGUGUGAUGGAUGAGUGAAGUGUAUAGUAUGCCUAUGUAAUGCACGCAUAUACAUAUACAUUCAUACAUAUAUACAAUAUAUGUGGUGUUUUCAAUUAUUAUGACGAUGAUGAUGAUGAUGAGCACCUAGAGUUAUUAUUCGUUUAUUCGAAAAUAAUGAUGACAGUUGAUGACGGCAACGUGCAGUGUAAACACACAUCACAAUCACAACACUAAAAAAAAAAAAAAACACCACACACCCGAUUUAUCUUCUCCUACACAAUUAAAAAUAUUGUUUAUUAAAAAAGAAAAAAAAUAAUAAUUUUUAAAAAAAAGUUUCUUCUUUUUAUACAAAAUUGACUGUGCAACCGGUAACGCGUAUUUUUGACACAACAAAAAGGAUUUAAUAAAAUUUUAUUAAAAAUUAAGAAAUGCAUACAAAUAUGAAGUGAAGUGAAGAAAAAAGUUGAAAAACGAAAAAGGAUUAAACAAAAAACAAAAAAAGUUGAAACAUAAAAAAGAAAAAUGAAACGAAGAUUUAAAUUGAAUUUAUCGAGAUGAUAAUUCGAAUGAAUUGAACGCGUCUCGGGGACACAAAACAACAAAGUGCGGUUGUGAUUUUUUGAGGUUUUUCUUGAAUUUUAUUUAUUGCCAUGUUUAAUUAACCUCAAUGUUUCCGGGUUUUUAAGUUUAUUAAAAAAAAAAAAAAAAAAAUAAAUAAAUAAAUAAUAAUAUUUUUAAAUGAAAAAUAAUUUUAUUACAUUAUUGGGUGAAAUGCGAAGUGAUUUUAAAGAUAAUCAAGAUACUAUCAAUAAAAUGAUACAAUUUGGAACUGUUAAAUAUGGAAUUGUUAAGCAGCUUAAGGAUCGAACGAGAUCUGAACGAGAUAUAACAAGUGACCAAGAAGAAAUUGGCUCAUGUUCACCCAGUUGCAAGUCAAAUAGUCCUGAUAUUCAAAUGCAAUCGCAACAUUCGCCCGCAGCUUCAAAUGCUGAUGAAGAAAUUGAUACAACAAUAACUGCUACGCCAGCUGCAAGUGCAAGUGUUGCCUUUAGUUUAGCUGAUACACGAACAAUGUUAGAUAAUCAUAAUCAUCAUCAUCAUCAUCAUCACCUACAUCAUAUGCAUCAUCACCUGAAUCCAUUUAGUCAUUUAAGUAAUCAUAGUAAUAGUGGUUUAGAAGAUCACAUCAAUCACAAUAAUAAUAACAAUAAUAACAACAAUAGCCUAAUGUCACCGCUAGAUGGCAAUGAUACACAUUUGCCGCCUGCUCCUACCCAUCACCAUCAUCAUCAACAGCAAGCUGAAAUGAUGGGUGGUUUGAAAGGCGAACAACAUACAUAUCUGCAAGAAAUUGAAAGAAUUAAUACUAAAUUACCAUCGCCAACGCCACCUGAUUUGGAAAUUAAUAACCAGCCUUUGGAUAGGCGAUCGCCAGAGGUGGUGGUGGGAGAAGAAACUCUGAAAGAACAGCAGCUUAAAAGUGAGAAGACUGAAGAGAGGGAAGAAAUCCAAGUGAUGGAACGGGAAACAACUGAAAAGACUGCUGCAAUGGCGAUAGAACCUGAACAGAGAGUCCCAACUCCACCAACCGAAGGUGAUAAGCCGAAUGAUGAAGACUGCACAGAGGAAGAAAACCAACCCAUCUCGACGCCACCAGCGAGUAGUUCACCUCUGCAAAUGCCACAGUUCCCAGCGCCAGGUCCAGUUACACUGGAGGCAAUACAAAAUAUGCAAAUGGCGAUUGCCCAAUUCGCCGCAAAGACAAUUGCCAAUGGCAAUGCCGGCGCUGACAAUGAAGCAGCCAUGAAACAACUGGCUUUCUUACAACAAACGCUCUUCAAUCUUCAGCAGCAGCAACUGUUUCAGAUUCAACUGAUCCAACAGCUGCAGUCACAGCUUGCCAUGAACCAAGGUGGAAAGAGUGAAAAUGAGGGCGAAGAUGAAAAUGAAGACAUUGAGCUGGAUGAAGAGCCUGAAAGACAUAUAGAACUGGAUGACGAUCGUGAAUUGGAGCCAGGUGAGAUUAAUGUAAAACGUGAAAGACUCGACGAUGAUAUGCGUUGCCAAGACGAAGAAAUGCAAGCAUCAAAUACCAGUGAGUCAAACAACAAUGAAUCACUGAAACGAAAACGGGAAGAAUACGAUGAAUACAGCAGAAACAAUUCGCUUCAAAUGAUGGCGAGCAUGAAACAGGACGAAAACAUGCCGCUGCCUUUCGGUAAUGAUUUGGCUUCGAGCAUUAUUACAAAUCAUGAUGAUCUUCCAUCACUGGACGAACCUAAUUCCCUAGAAAUGCUUCAGCGAAGAGCUCAAGAAGUACUUGAUUCUGCAUCGCAAGGCAUUUUAGCUAAUAAUCUUGCCGAUGAAUAUGCCUUUGGCAAGGAUGGCAAGACAGCCGAUGGCAAGAGUCGCAACGAACCGUUCUUCAAACACCGGUGCCGGUACUGCGGCAAGGUAUUCGGUUCGGAUUCAGCUUUACAAAUACACAUUCGCUCUCACACCGGAGAGCGACCGUUCAAGUGCAAUGUUUGUGGGAGUCGCUUCACCACCAAGGGUAACCUCAAAGUCCAUUUCCAGCGACAUGCGCAUAAAUUCCCUCAUAUUCCUAUGAAUGCAACACCCAUUCCCGAGCACCUUGACAAAUUCCAUCCACCUUUGCUGGAGCAGAUGUCACCGGACAGUUCGCCAACACAUCAGCCGCAGAUGCCACAACAAAUGCCUCCCGUGUCAUUGCCUCUACCAUUCCCACCGAGUGCAGGUUAUCCUGGACUUCCCGGUCUCUAUCGUCCACCGUUGGAUAUCCUGAAGACACUUGGACCGUAUCCUAAUCCGUUUUUCCCAUCUCUACCGCAUUUGCCACCAGCCAUGGCAGCGGCUUUAAAACGAAAUGAAGAACUGCCAACUGACCUUCGCAAGCCAUCGCCUCCGAAUUCGCCGGAACAGGUGAAGGAACCUGAGCCUGAACAAGAGAGAGCCAAUGCAAGAAGUGUGACUCCACCACCAGUUGUUGAAGAAGAACCAUUGAGCUUAAAAAUCAAACAAGAGGCAGUUCAAGAGGAGAACGAACUGUCCCGGGAUAGUGAAAGAAUGUCAACACCACCACCGGCAGAAGCACCUCCAUCUCUACCACUACCCCCUCCACCGGCACCAGUAACCCAAGUGUCACCACCAACACCGAUCAUCUCGGUGAGACCACUUGCCCCCGCAACUCCACCAACCCCAACGAAAUCAGCUUUGCCUCCAGUGGUGCAACCCCAACAACCAGCGAUACAUCCCCAACCAUCACCGGGACCAAUUCCUCCGCAAAAUAUCGAACUUCUCCCAACUCCCGGACAACUACCUCCGUCAUUUCACCGAGAUGACUUCUUUGCCGAUCGGUUUCCAUUGAACUUUACGAAAACCUCGCCCGACCGUCGAUCACCAAUCCGCAGUCCAGCGAGUUUCCCUCGAUCACCAUUCUUCGGAGCGGCUAUGAAGCAUGAAAUGGCACUUCUCCCAAGGCCCCAUAGCAAUGACAAUUCAUGGGAGAAUUUCAUUGAAGUCUCCAAUACCUCGGAGACUUUGAAACUAAAAGAAAUGAUGAAGAACAAAAAACUCACCGAUCCCAAUCAAUGUGUGGUGUGUGACCGAGUGUUGUCGUGUAAAAGUGCCUUACAGAUGCACUAUCGGACGCAUACCGGUGAGCGACCAUUCAAGUGCAGGAUAUGCGGUCGGGCUUUCACGACCAAGGGAAAUCUAAAAACCCACAUGGCAGUUCAUAAAAUUCGUCCACCAAUGCGCAAUUUCCACCAGUGUCCUGUGUGUCACAAAAAAUACUCCAAUGCCUUGGUGUUGCAGCAACACAUUCGCCUGCACACUGGUGAGCCCACCGAUCUGACGCCCGAGCAAAUUCAGGCGGCAGAAAUUCGUGAUCCACCACCGUCGAUGAUGCCGGGAGCGUUCUUGAAUCCGUUCGCUUUUCAUUUUGGUGCAAUGGGACCUGGAGGUCCUCACAAUGGAGCCAUGGGAUCUGAGUCGUCUCAAGGUGAUAUGGAUGACAACAUGGAUUGUAGUGAUGACUAUGAAGAUGAUGUUUCCUCGGAACAUAUGUCGUCGAUUCAUGAUGAAUCUAUCGACCGGCCAAAGUCUGGAGAUGAAAUGAAGGGUAUGUUGUUUGAGCAAAAACUUAAAAUCGAGGCAAAUACUAGUUCGGCGCCAACAAGUCCCGUAGAAAAUACUCCUACCAACAAACCACCGGCAUCUCCCGAAGAUAGUUCCGGUGCGUUAGAUCUCACCCCGAGGUCUCAACUGAGUCAGCAACAACCACCUGCUCCAGCACCUGCAAAAAUACCAACACCUCCAACGCCCCCUCAAUCUAAUCCUCAACCACCUCAACAACAACCACAACCACCACAGCCUCCACCACCGCAACAACAACAUAGCCCGAUUGCUCCAAGCCAUCCAAACAUGUUCCUACACCACCAGCAACAUCUUCACCAACAACUACAUCAUCAUCACCAGCAACAACAGCAUCAGCAACAUCUGCAUCAACAACGGCAGCAACAAGAAGCUCAACAACAAUCCCAGCAACAAUCGCAACAGCAACAUCAUGCCUUGCAACCUCCACCACCACCUCAACCAAAUCCGGCCAUGAUAUCUGCACGUCCGCCAUUCGGAAUGUUCCCCAACAUUCCGCUCUUCCCGCCAGCAACAACACAGAAUAUGUGCACCGCCAUGAACUCUAUAGCUCAGUCGGUGAUGCCAGCGGCACCAUUUAAUCCACUAGCACUUUCGGGCGUCAGAGGGAGCACAACUUGCGGUAUCUGCUUCAAAACAUUCCCAUGCCAUUCGGCUUUAGAAAUCCACUAUAGGAGUCAUACCAAAGAGCGACCAUUCAAAUGCUCGAUCUGUGAUCGAGGUUUCACAACUAAGGGCAAUCUUAAACAACACAUGCUCACGCAUAAAAUUCGGGACAUGGAGCAAGAGACUUUUAGAAACAGAGCUGUCAAGUAUUUAGGCGGCUGGAAAGAAGAAUACGAGUAAAUACAAUCAAAAUCUUUUGAUAUCCAACAUAGUCCAUCCUGAGCUUAUCAAAAGGAAUCCUUUUAAUUUUGCUCCUUUCCCGAAAGUGAUUUUAUCAAAAAGUUAAACUGUCGCCCUAUAAAAUGAUCUCAUGAAAUUCCUUUACUAAAAAUAUAUUAAAAACAAAAGUCAUCUUGAAACAAAAAAAAAAAAAUC